Paramuricea clavata is the source of this 870-nucleotide messenger RNA. NCBI's taxonomy places the organism in Eukaryota, Metazoa, Cnidaria, Anthozoa, Malacalcyonacea, Plexauridae. The record is from the annotation of a GenBank genome assembly.
AUGGGGUACCCCGACUACAAUCAACCAUUUAUAUUACACACGAACGCUUCGUUAGAAGGAUUAGGGGCGGUGUUAUACCAGAAACAAAAUGGUCAGAUGCGCGUAUUGGGAUAUGGGUCAAGAUCCCUUAGCCAAGCAGAAAAGAAGUACCAUUCUGGGAAACUGGAGUUUCUAGCCCUGAAGUGGGCAGUCUGCGAACAUUUCUGUGACCAUCUUUAUUAUGCCCCUCAUUUCACUGUGUACACUGGUAACCCACUUACGUAAGUGUUGACAACAGCCAGGUUGAACGCAACGGGUCACCGAUGGGUUGCUGAGUUAGCGGACUUCACGUUCAACAUAAAAUACAGACCAGGACGUUCAAACGGAGAUGCGGCUGCACUCUCGCGAAUGCCACUGGAUUUUACGACUUAUAUGAAAGAAUCUACUGAAGAUCUGACCCUAGGCCAGGUUCAGGCAAGCGUUGAUGGGAUUGGGGCGCAAUGUCACGGUGACACUGUUUGGAUCUCUGCACUUACGCACGACGAAGAUCUCUUGGAGACUGACAGUGAAUUUCUCGCAGAAGAUCAACCUGCCAUCGCGAAAGCUACAAUCCUUCAGGCCCAGAAGCAAGACCAAACAAUUGGCAGAGAACUAGCUUUCAAGUUGGAGGUACGACGUCCGUCACAUGAAGAUUGCAAACGAGAACUACCUGGUAGAAAAGCAUUGCUACGACAAUGGCACAAGCUAAAAAUUGGAAAAGACGGUUUACUGCGACGAGAAAGUGGACCAUAUAAACAAUCAGUAUUGCCAGGAAAGUUCCAUCGAACAAUUUUCAAGGAACUUCAUCAAGAAAUAGGGCACUUGGGAGCAAAAAGGGUGGUACAGCUAUAG